AUUCUUGCGAGUGCGGCCGCUAUCCACGACGGGGUGCGAUACGUCGGGUUGUCCCUGUGAGGUUUUGGACCACCCAUGGGACGACGAAUGCCAUGAGUGUGGGCAUUCUAAGCACGCCCAUUAUAACUACUUCAACCGCUUCAUCGCCAGACCUAUACAGAAGUCCGGCCUAACAUCGGUUGAGGGAGCUCAGGGGAUGCGCAUCCUUCGCUCGCAGCUGCUGAGGAAGUUCUUGUUAAGGCGAACUAAGUCUCAACGAGAGAGCGACGUGAAACUACCGCCUAUGGAGGAGAGGCCAGUCAUUGCCGUGCUGUCUGCGGCGGAGGCAGUCUACUACCAGGAGCUCUACGAACAGUAUCGGGCCAAAAUUUUGAAAUAUGCAAAAGAGGGGGAACUGGCUGUGCGCAUGGUGGAAGCCUUGAAGAUGAUAUUGCGACUUCGCCAGGCGGCUAACCAUCGCUACUUGAUACAUCAUCAGCCGAAGGGGGAUAUCUACUGUGUAGCCAUCCCCGUAUGUACCAGCAUCUGCCACGAGGAAAUCCCAUUACGAACUGGGUGUUCGGCCCAAGCCCUUGCCAAAGCGAAGUGUGACCAUAUCUUCCACAAUUCCUGCGCACAGUCGUGGCUCCGUCUCCGAAGCCAGCAGUGUCCAGUUUGUCAACAGCCACUAGUGGUUCGCUAUGGCAAUAUCCUAUUUGAUGGUGAUGAUGAGGAUGAUGGAAAUCUCGUUGCAUGCAUGAGUGGGCUCCGGGAACUCCAGAGCGACCCGAGACUGCCUCGGAAGCACAGCAUACUGAAGAGAGCACCAAUAGCCAAUUUCGAGAGCUCUUCUAAAAUAGAGGCGUUGGUCGCGGAGGUGGAAGCAAUGAGGAAGGCGGAUGGAGAGGCAAAGGGUCUCGUGUUUUCCUCGUUUGUAUCACUAUUGGAGCUAUGCCAAUACAGGCUACAUAAGGCAGGCAUCACCACGUUGAUUCUUCAUGGUGAGCUACCGCUGCCUCUCCGGGCCAAAGUGAUGAAAACCUUCUCCUCGGCUGAUACAUGUCCACUGUUGUUGAUAUCCCUCAUGUCGGGUGGUGAGGGCCUCAACCUACAAGUAGCAAACCAUGUCUUCCUAUUGGAUCCAUGGUGGAACCCCGCCGUCGAACAGCAGGCCACCCAGAGGGCUCAUCGGUUGGGCCAGAGCAAGCGGGUUCAAGUCCUGAAGAUGUUGACACAUGAUACAAUAGAAGAUCGUAUCGUAGCGCUGCAACGUUGA
Perkinsus marinus ATCC 50983 is the source of this 1255-nucleotide messenger RNA. Its product is annotated as DNA repair helicase, putative. The transcript is spliced from 11 exons. Lineage: Eukaryota; Perkinsozoa; Perkinsida; Perkinsidae. Gene Ontology annotation, molecular function: ATP-dependent chromatin remodeler activity; ATP binding. The record is from RefSeq and is a predicted model, not a curated record. The annotation marks the transcript as partial.